Messenger RNA from Closterium sp. NIES-65, 5502 nucleotides. NCBI's taxonomy places the organism in Eukaryota, Viridiplantae, Streptophyta, Zygnematophyceae, Desmidiales, Closteriaceae. The record is from the annotation of a GenBank genome assembly.
AUGCACCGCGAAUUCUCGCGCCGCUUCUUGCCCCACCCCCUCCCCGCUGCCCUUUCCCCUCCCUUCGUUUCCCCCCGUCGUCCCCUUUUCCAUUCAUCUUCCACCCUCCCCUUUCUGCCCCAUUCCUCUCGCCCCUCUCCCCGCCCCCCACCCUCUCCCCUACCUCCCCUUCUCCGCUCCCCCCUCUCUCCCCCUCCCUUCCCCCUUCUCCCCUUCGUUUCCCCCCACUCCCCCUGCCCUCCCCCCCAUCCCCCUCUCCGCGCGCAGUACAUGAUGGUGGCGCGGCACCUCUCCAGCAUCGAGCAGAUCGUAGUGGCGCUCACAGAGAGCAUAACGGAGCAGGCGGGCAACGAGGCGCAUGACAUGCGCGUGCUGGUGGGCGCUCUGGAGAACCACACUCUCUCCGUCGCCACCGCCCUCACCGACCACGUCGCCCUGCAGACCAGUCAGCUGCGCCAGCUGGCAACGGAGAUCCGCAAUCACAGCGCCACGGUGCAGACCCACGUGGCAACAGCCGUGGACGCCAUUGGCGGAGGCGGGGAGGGCGGGAGGGGCGGCGGAGAUGUGACAAAGGAGAAGCUGGCCGUGCUCAUCUCCGCCUCCGCUCGCUCCCAGCGCAAGACAGAGGCGUUUCUCUCCAGCCUGCUCACCUCAGUCAAGGCGCUCUCUAAGCAGAUGGAGGUGGGUGCUGCGCGGUGCGUGCGGUCACAUGCAAUGCAAGUGGAGCAGGGAGGGGCAGGAGGAGCAGGAGGGGCAGCGGGCAGCGGAGCGAGCUUGAUGGGGGUGAGGGAGGCGGCCGCGGCUUCCAGGAAGCAGCUGCUGGCCCUCAAGACGCUGCAGGAGUCAAUGGAGGACCUCAAGUCAAGGCAGUCAACGACGGACUACUCCCCUCAGGUACUCCCCUCAGGUACUCCCACAGGUGCUUCCUCAGGUUCUUCCUCAGGUGCUUCCUCAGGUGCUCCCCUCAGGUGCUUCCCUCAGGUGCUUCCCUCAGGUGCUUCCCUCAGGUGCUUCCCUCAGGUGCUUCCCUCAGGUGCUUCCCUCACGUGCUUUCCUCAGGGCAGGGUUGUUGAGGUGUGGCUGCUGGGCGCAGUGGUCCCGUCAAGGCGGGCCAGGGGAAGGACACGCAUGCUGGCAGUGCUCAAGGCGCUGGUGGCACACAUCAAGGCUGCCACGACCAACGCAAGCCCGAGUCUGCAACUGCCCAGGGCGGCUGGACUGGGGCGCACACCUCAUCUGCAUUCUGGCGGUGCUCAAGGCGUUGGUGGCAUGGCGCACAUAAAGGCCGCCAGGGCCAACGGUGGGCCGGGAGGCAUGUCACAUCUCAUCCGCAUUCUCGGGGUGCUCAAGGCGCUGGUGGCGCAUAUCAAGGCUGCCACGGCUAAUGGCGGGCUGGGCCUGGGGCUGGGCGAGCAGCUACCACAGCUGCCGUCGCUCGACAUGGAUGUGAGUCACCUAGAGGCGAUGCCACUGCAGCCACAGGCACAGGUGUCAGCGCAGCAGGCGCAGCAGAUGGAGCGGCUGCUGCAGCAGGUUCUGGCGGAGGUGCGCAACGGAACGCACCUCACGCUGCUCCUCCGCGCCGUCUCCACACAAACCACCAUCCUCUCGCGCCUCGCCAAGCGCUUCUCCUCGCUGCAAUCAGCCGCCUUCUCCGCCAACACUGCCGCCGCCACACCCCCGCCUGCUGGCCCUGACGCUGCUGCGGGCGGUGGCGGGGCGGCGGUGAAGUCCCUGCAGGGGCUGGUGGCGAUGGUGCUGCAGAACUCCCAGAAGCACAUGUCAGCGCUGCGGGAUGUGAAGCGCAUGCUGACGGGGGAGGAGGCGGACGGCAAGGGGGGGUACUCGGUGCCGGUGAGGACACUGGCCGUGGUGCAGGAGAGCGCGCGCGCGCUGCAGCAGAUGCCCGCGCUGCUCAUGCAGCUGGACCGCCGGCUGCAGGGCGUGGGUGGCGGGGCGGGUGGAGGUGUGGCUGGGGGAGGAGGGGGAGGAGGAGGAGCGAGGGCGGAAGGGGUCGUGGUAGGGGGAGGGGGAGCAGGCACAGGCAUGCGGCAGCAGCAGCAGGGGCAGGUGGUAUCGGCGAUGGAACCCCCAAAGCUGAGUGGCAGGGCAGCACGGCACGAGCGGCUGAAGCAGCUGAUGGCGAAGGAGGCUGCCGCCCGCGCCGCCAAGCAGAAGGAGGAAGAGGCUGCAGCAGCAGGGAAGGCGGCGGCGGCGGCGGCGGCAGGGGACACGCAAGGAGAGGGAGCAGGCGGGCAGAAGGAGGAGGGGGGCCAAGAGCAGCGCACGGUGGAAGGGGCAGGGCAGCAGCAGCAGGAGCAGCAGCAGGGAGGAGUGGCGGCAGGUAUGGGCGCGGCAGGAGGGGCAGGCGCUGGGGGGGGUGGCGGAGAUGACAGGGGUGGGGGCGAGCAGGGGCGAGUGGUUCUGCCGCUACCGCUGAUGGUUUGGAGAGAGGGCAGGGCGGGGGAGUGGGGCGAGCGGCAGGUGGGGAUGCUGAAGGGGCGGAGCAAGAGGGAGGAGAGGCGAGGCGGGUCAGCGGAGGAGAGGGGGGUGAUGGGGAAGGUGGCGUGGAUGGCGAGGGGGGGAGAGCUCAGGGGGCGGCUGGGGAAGGAGAUGGAGGAGGGGAGGGGGGAGGGGCUGGAGCAGGUGGAGGGGGGGGGAAAGCAGCGUCUGGAGGUGAGGAAGGAGAGGGUGGAGGGGAAUCAGAGGGGGGAGGGGAAGGAGGGGGAGCAGGGGGAGAAGGGGGCGCAGGGGGGGGGAGGGGGCGCAGGGGGGGUGGUGCCGAUAGAGUGGGCGAAGCCGGAGGAGAUGGACAGCGAGCGGGCGGACCUGGUGUCGAUGCUCAAGGCGCGCAGGGACGAGGCGGGCGAGCGCGGCAGCGAGGACAGCGGCGUUAAGAGUGGUGGUGGCGGUGAGGCGGUGAAGCACCGGCGGAAGAGGAAGAAGCACAAGGGUGGGGAGGGGCGUGGUGCGGUGGGAGGCGGUGGGAAGGGAGAGGGGGAGAUGAGUGAGGAGGAGAGGGCGAUGGCUGAGGCGAGGAUGGCUGUGAGUAGAGAGAGAGGUGAGGAUGAGGAGGAGGAAGAGGAGGAGGAGGGGGAGGGGGAAGGGGAGGAGGGAGAGGAGGAGGGGGAAGAGGGAGAGGAGGAGGGAGGGGAGGACGAGGAGAAGGGUGGGGGGAAGGGAAAAGGUGAGGGUGGGGUGAAGAGUGGGGUUGGACGCAAGAGGAGGGUGGCUGGAGGUGAACGUGGGGAGGCGGGGAGUGGAGAGCUGAAGGAGAGGGGGGGGAGGAGAGGAGGGGAGGGAGAGAGCAAGAGGAGGCUGGGAGAGGAGGGGAGGGGGGCACAGGGGGGAGGGGCACGAGGAGGAGGGGGAAAUGGCGGAGGAGGGGUAGGGGAAGGAGGAGGAGGGGAAGGCUCAGUGGCAAGGCAGGGCAGGAGGAAGCGCAUUCCGAUGGAGCAGGCGGAGGAGCAGCAGAGCAUGGGGGCGGGGGCACGCACGGGGCUGCGGCUGAAGAGCAUGGGGAUCGAGGAGCUGCUGAGCCUGGAGGACGAGGAGGACGACGAGGAGGAGGGCGCAGGGGGAGGGGGCGGAGGGGGAGCGGGAGGGGGUACAAUGGGACGAAUGGGCGGGGAAGGGGGUGUAGAGGUGGCUGGGGAGGGGGGUAGGAGCAGUGGUUGGGGGGAAGGGCGAGAAGGCCAGCAGGGGCAGGGGAUAAAGUUGGGAGUAGGGGGGCGCGGAGGGGGAGUGGGGGCAGCAGCUAGGGUGGGCAAGGCGGUGUUGGAUGACGUGGAGGGCGAGGAGGCGUGGACGGAGCCACUGCCCACACAGGGGUACAUUCCCCAAGGGCCCUUCGCCAACGCGUCGGAGUGGAGGCAGCGUGUGUUGGCAGGCAACUCGGUCUUCACCCGCUUCAGUGGUUACCGCGUUGGCCCGCGCAGGCUGGUGGGCGUGGGGGUGGUCCCGCGGGCCAUGAAAGGCCGUCUCUUCGCCACGCACUGCAGGUGGUUCGGACCUGCACAGUUGGCGCUGGACUGCACGGUAAACGUGUCCUAUUCGCUGGGGCAGCAGGGGUCCGCCUCGCAGCACACGGAGGCCGUUAUCGAGGCCGCCUUUAGCGAGGACGUGCCCAACACAGGGGGCUUCCUGGCUGUGCGCAUUGAAGGGACUGACUUUGUGCUCUACAGGGAAGCUCCUCUCACCUUCCCAACCACGACCCCAGGUCUCCCCUUCCCGUUCCACUCGGUGUUCUGCCUGCUGCCCUCGGCGCGUAACGCAUCGGUGCCGGUGCAUCUGCUGCGCGAGGCGGUGGAGUACCACCGCCUGCUGGGCGCCGCCGUGGUGGCGCUGUACGACAGCGGCGGGUGGCUCGCCGUGGAACUCACAGAGCGAUUCCAUGGGGACUUUGAAAGGAGGGUGGUGCGCCGCACGGACUUCACAGGCGUGAAGCAGUUUGACCUCGAGAGGAACGGACAGGUGCUAGCAAUGCACGACUGUGUGCAGCGCCAUGCCUUCACAGCCCGCUGGGUCAUCCCAGCCGCCAUCAACGAGUUCCUCUUCGUCGGCCUGCCGCCCGCCUCCAUCCCCUCCUUCCUCGACCCCUUCGCCUACCCCCCCACCUCCUCCUCCGAAACCGCCCUCUCAGACCCCCUCGUUGAUUCCGCCGUUACCGGGGCCGCCGCUGCGGUAACUGCAUCUGGAGGCUCGGCAGCCGCGGCCGCCGAGGCUGCGGCGUACGUGCGGGCGGUGCCGUGGGUGAGCGUGGGCAGCCAGUGGUGGUCGACGCGGCUGUGCGCGCUGCCGUUCCGCGUGCCCGAGGGCGAGGCGUUCUCGAUGGAGCGCAUGGUGUUCCGCUGGCCGUACCCCGUCUGCCACGACCGCAUCCGCUUCCCCGACCCCCACCUCUGCCCCGGGGAGGCUGGCUUCCGCCGCCUCAUCAUGGAUCCACGCAAGAUUUCAGCGCUGGGACUGCACGAGGCGGAGUCAGCAUCACGAGUGAGGGGGGUGCACGUGAGGAGCACCAAGGCCAACUUCAACCACCUGCAGGACGCUGUCAUGGACCCCACCGCGUGGUGCGAGCACACGCUGCUCAAGAACGAGGUGCCGGAGUUCUAUGUACGAGACGUCUAUCUGCGGGAGGCAGCCCAGUCGGUGCGGGCAGGGCGAGUCUGCGACUUCACCCGAGGCCGAGUCAGUCCCUCUCUGCCCUCCCUCCCUGCUCGCCCUCCCUGCUCUCCCUCCCUGCUCUCCCUCCCUGCUCUCCCUCCCUGCUCUCCCUCCCUGCUCUCCCUCCCUGCUCUCCCUCCCUGCUCUCCCUCCCUGCCCUCCCUCCCUGCUCUCCCUCCCUGCUCUCCCUCCCUGCGCUUGCGUCCCUGGCCCGGAUUAAAAGCGCGCUCAACACCGCACGUGCAGCGCUUCUGUAACUGUCUACUGUUUCUCUUCAAUUGCUGCUUACACUCGUUGCUCAAGCUGAAGCGUUUUGAGGGUGGUAAGGUGGCAGCAUGA